AUGAAUAGUAGAAAGCCUGUUAAUAUCAUAUCUAUAUUCGGAGAAAGUCCUUUACAAAGUUUAACUGAAAUACAGCCGAUUUCAAUUGUGUGCAGAGAUCUCGACAUUACAUCUUUUCCUGAAAUAGAGCGUAAGAAAUAAGCAGAAAAAGAGUACAAAGCGUUUGGCUUUGAGCAGCAAAAAAAAUUUUCAAAAGCUGCUAAAGCUUGGUUAGCUACUUUACCACUAAAAAAAGCUGCUUUAAGAAGUCCAAAAUUGGUAAACCAUAUGCAGAUUUCUGAGCAGGCAAACAAAUUUUGUGAAAUUGUCAUCACAUGAUUUUUGCAUUGCAUGAACAAAGGGAAAAGCAUGAAGGCUUAUUUACUGCUAGGUAUUCUGCAAGAAUUGACAGAAAAAUCUUCGAAAAUAAAGUUCAAAAACAAAAAGCGAAUAAGAGUCAGAGUCUUUUUAUAGUAAGAGAAAAUCAGCACUGGAUACUAUUAUAUCAAGCAAAAAAAGCCAAGCGCAGCUUUGGAGUUCUUGCUGAGAGGCCUGGAUUUGUCUAGAAAUCUUGACGUAUAUGAAGAGCCUGUGCUUAUUUCAUCAUUAUCUGGAUAUGCUGCCUGUUUAACUGGCCAUCAUCAAAAAGCUCUGGAACUGAACAUAGAAGCUUUAGAAGUUUUAUCGAAAUACAGUGACCACCUCCAGCUUGCAAACCCUCAAGACGUCGAGAUUUAUAACUCUUAUCAAGCAAUUUCUCUUUACAAUCUUUCAGUCGAAGCGCUUCACACUUAUUUGAGAGCCGAUGCUAUGGAAUUUAUCUCCAAAGCUGUUUAUAUAGUCGACCAUUAUACAGUCAGCUCAGCUCUUAUUAGAAAUAAAAUAAUUUGGCUUUAUCAAGAACUUUUUGGGUCUCCUUAUGUCGAAAGCAUCCCUGAACCUAGUCGCAACCUUAGCCGCUUCCAAGGGACAGAUUUAAAUUUUAUGCCUGGAGUAAAAGAAGAGGAAGAACAAGGCAACAAAAUAGUAAAAGUCCGAUGCGAGUCCCCAAAAUCGUCACGAAGAACCCCUAGCAACUCAAAAAAGAAAUAA
Messenger RNA from Blepharisma stoltei, 1071 nucleotides. NCBI's taxonomy places the organism in Eukaryota, Ciliophora, Heterotrichea, Heterotrichida, Blepharismidae. The record is from the annotation of a GenBank genome assembly.